AUAUUUUUGGGGUUUUAAAUGAUGAGCAGUAGUAGUGCUGGGAGAGGCAUGAGGUUUCCUUUUACUCCAUCUCAAUGGCAAGAGCUUGAGCACCAAGCUCUGAUUUACAAGUACAUGGUUUCUGGAAUACCUAUUCCUCCUGAUCUCCUCUUCUCCAUCAAAAGAAGCUGCUUGGACUCUCCUCCUCUCUCUUCAAAGCUCUUCUCUCCCCACAUUGGGUGGAACUGUUUUCAGAUGGGACUGGGGAGGAAGAUAGACCCAGAACCAGGAAGGUGCAGAAGAACUGAUGGGAAGAAAUGGAGGUGUUCAAAAGAAGCAUAUGCUGAUUCUAAGUACUGUGAGAGGCACAUGCACAGAGGCAAAAACCGUUCAAGAAAGCCUGUGGAAGUUUUCAAAGCAACACUACCAACUUCAGCAAAUUCAAACUCUAACUCCAACUCAAACACAUCACCAAUCACUAAGAUUUUCAACCCAUCAUCCAAUUCACUUAGCACACCCUUCCAUUCACUAUCUUCACUCUCACCCAAUGAGAGUAGCUACAAUAGUAGUAGCUCUAAUCUUGAUGAUCAUCCUUUCCUUUAUUCAAGGCCAAACAUUGGUUUAUCACAGCAAGAAAGAAGCACCUCCUUGUUUUUGGACUCUGCUUCUUACAAUAAUCCCCUGCAUCCUAACUUAGAAUACAGACCAAACAGGUUUGGUUAUGGGGUGAAAGAAGAGGUGGAUGAGCAUGCAUUCUUCUCAGAGCCUUCAGGGAGUGUUAGAGGCUUCUCUGGCUCUUCUUCAUCUUUGAAUCAUCAUCAAAAUGAAUCCAAUUGGCAGCUCACAAUGAGUUGUUCCGACUCUUCUUCAAAACAGAGGACCUGCUCUGCUUUACAAACAGAGCACUACCCUCACUUGCAGCUUCAGAACUUCACUGACUCCAAACGAGGAGAAGAAACCCAGAGAACCAUUCAUCACUUCUUUGAUGAAGGGCCUCCCAAAGAUAGAGAAUCAUCAUGGCUUGAUUUGGAUGCUAAUAAUAAAUCUUCAAACAGUGGAUCAGCUUCCACCACCAGGCUUUCAAUCUCUAUUCCAAACUCUGCUCAUGACUUCCCAAUCUACAAUUCCAGAAGUCAUCAUGAUGACUGAGCAGUUUCUUGUACUGGGUUUCUGAAUCCAAGGGCCAAAACUUGUACUUACUUGGUGUCAACUCUUUUUUUGUGUAAUGUCUAAUUAGUGAAGGCAGGAAGAG
This is a messenger RNA of Fragaria vesca subsp. vesca, 1231 nucleotides long. RefSeq names its product growth-regulating factor 1-like. The transcript is spliced from 4 exons. The coding region runs from base 19 to 1128 and encodes 369 amino acids. The record is from RefSeq and is a predicted model, not a curated record. Gene Ontology annotation, biological process: developmental process; DNA-templated transcription; regulation of DNA-templated transcription. Gene Ontology annotation, cellular component: nucleus. NCBI's taxonomy places the organism in Eukaryota, Viridiplantae, Streptophyta, Magnoliopsida, Rosales, Rosaceae. Gene Ontology annotation, molecular function: ATP binding.